AUCGACCCCAGCUCAUGUCAACAGCACAUGGCUAUUACCACAGUCCAUGCCGCAGCAUUCUUUUUGCUGCUAAAUCGCCUCCAACGACACAAACCCACGUAAAAACUGUUUCUAUUGGUCACAUGUACACAUGGUGUCACGUUCAGCUACGUGUGCACGAGGCCUAGCGCUACAUCAUAGCGACCCCCCCGCAUUUGUGCGAUGCAACGCGGCAAAGUCGAGGGCAACUGACGUGCUCUUGUGCACACAAUCCGACAGCCCCACGCCGUAAAAGCUGUUGCCGACCACAGUAAGCGACGCGUGAAACGCUUCGGCGAGGUCUGCCUCCAACGACGCCACGUCGGCGUGAUACCCCACGGGGUACUGGGGGAUUGCGUGUUCGUACCAUGUGCUUUCGACGUGGACGGGGGCGUCCGUCACGCCCAAAUGGCGCUGGACGGUCUCGAGGGCCAGCGCCUCCCGCUUCGCCCUCGGCAUCGCCGCCACCGCGGGAUGGUUUUCCCCCCCGACGAACACACUCAGUCGGGUGAUGUUAUUGGUCUGGUCAAAGUUUUGCUGGGGAAACGAACACGAGUCGUAGAUGACCCCCAGGAUGCCCUGGUUUUCGCACGUGGGCACGAGGUAGCCAAAGCCGGGGUGUUGAAUCAAGUUCCGAUGGAAACCGAGGGUGACGACCCCCAACGACGUGAACGGGAGCCGGGACAGCGCCGCGGCCGCCGACGGGGCGACGGACUGCACCAAUGGCGCCAACCGAGGCGCGGGAAGGGCGGAAAAUACGUGGUCGGCCACGAUCGUCUCGGCGGCGGACGCUCCUGCGUCGCGAACGCGGACAACAACCCCGCUGCCAUGCUGGGUAGUCCCUGCCGAGGACGGAGAAAGGGAUUCCACGGUCGUGUUGAAGCGAAUGUCCGUGUGUGGCGUGGCCUAUGGAAGACAAUCGCAAUGAAACGAUCAGACGCCAACAUGGACUAGAUGUGGCAUCGGCGCGCAGCACCUCGAUGUGAGCCGCGAGGGCGUCGGUGAAGGUUUGCAUGCCGUGGGUGAAACUCAUACUCAUGGCUUUACUGCCGGUUUUUACAAAGGAAGAGUGUGCGGUGCCGUCGAGAAGUGUGGUGGACUUGGGGGGGCUGCCGAAGAGCAUCGCGCGGACGAUCGAGCCGUGAGAUUGUUCCAUGUCCCACAGCAGUCCAAAGCACGACCGCAUCGACAGAUGUCGGAUGUUGCCGCCAAAGAUGCCCGAUACCAUCGGAUCCAGCAACCUGUUGGCCACCACGGGGGAAAAGCGUCUUGAAAUAAAGUCAUAGAUGGAUUCGUCCGACGCCUGCUUGCACGUGAGAUGGAAACAUGCGAUGGUCAUGUAUGCUGAGUAUGGGAACACACCGUAGUCUUGGGCACUACGAGUUCACGCAAAACGGCUUGAAGUACGUCCCAUGCCAACGGCCACUGCAGGAACUCGAGGAUAGUCGAAGGCGCUUUCUAAUGCAUGAUGAGAUAGAUCGCCGACGGAGGAUCGUCAACGCACCUGGAUUUUCCCGUGGGUGAAGAUAUACCGACUGUUGCCCGAGGACGGGAUGCAUUGGUCUUGCAGCCCUAGUUCUUCGACCAAACGCAGCAUUUCAGCACCAUUGCGGCUUGGACGGAACCCGCGCGGCCCCGCUUCAAACAGAAACGGAGGGGUGUGCUUCGUCUUGAUCCAUCCUCCGACGCGACUGCUCGAUUCUAUGAGCUCGAUGCGUACAGCCGCAGGUAGGUGCUUACGUAGCUGGUGCACCAAGGACAACCCAGAGAUGCCACCGCCCAAGACCACGACAUGCUUCAUGGUGUCGACGACAGAGCGCAGAUGUGCAAAUGUGGGCUGUCACUUGUGAAUGCGAUGAAAACAUGCACCUUGUAUCCGGAUGCUUCGGAUAACUCAUGCUAUUCGGAUACGAGUUUAUUAUCCGGACAGGUCAAUCGAGUGAUCGAGUCGACAGAAUCAACUGAGGACACAUGACAGACUAUGCAGAAGAACAGACGAUGGAAGUCGAGGCCCUUGAGUCCAUCUACAUGGACGACUUCGCCAAGGUCCAGGACUCCCCGCUGUCGAUGAAGGUGAAGCUCAUCCCCGACCAAAACGGCGGCGUCAAUCAUGUCGCGCUGAGCCUGGUGUUCACGAUGCCAGCGAAAUACCCCGACGCGCUGCCGUUGGUGGAUAUCAAACUCGAGAAGGGUUUGAGCGAGCCACAGGAACGCGACAUCCGUGAGCUGUUGAACCAACAGAUGGAGGAAAACACUGGCAUGGCCAUGGUGUACACCGUGUGCGAAGCCGUCCGCGAGUACUUGAUUGAAAACAACCGAGAAGGCAACGACGGGUCAGAGUACCAAGAAAUGCUCCGGCGUCAGGAACAUCGCCACAAGACGGACACGAUUGCCGCCGAAGCCGCCCAGGCCAUUUUGGACAAAGAGAACGAAGGCAAAGGGCCGGCCAAGUCGACCACGGGCACCCCCGUCACGGUGGCGUCGUUUAACGCGUGGAAAGCAGCGUUUGAUCUGGAAAUGGCGACAAAGACCGGUGUCAAAAUCGCUGUGGGCGCCGAAAAGAGACUCACGGGUCGACAGUUGUGGACCACGGGCGCUGCCAAGGAAGCCACGGACGCCGACGACAGUGAGAUUCAAAGCCUCGACGGCAGCGCCUUUGUCGGCGACGAUAAUGAUGACGAUGACGAAGACUAUGUGGACAACGAUGACGACGAGGACGACGAAUAGGACAUCCAACGUGUCGUGGCCAGCGGAUUGUAGACAGCGAUAUAACCCUUCAAAUAUACACUAAAAGGAGCAAUGCAG
This is a messenger RNA of Aphanomyces astaci, 2823 nucleotides long. RefSeq lists its product as hypothetical. The record is from RefSeq and is a predicted model, not a curated record. Gene Ontology annotation, molecular function: protein binding. Bases 1990 to 2745 code for a protein of 251 amino acids. The transcript is spliced from 9 exons. NCBI's taxonomy places the organism in Eukaryota, Oomycota, Saprolegniomycetes, Saprolegniales, Verrucalvaceae. Gene Ontology annotation, biological process: cytoplasmic translation.